Nylanderia fulva is the source of this 1210-nucleotide messenger RNA. RefSeq lists its product as uncharacterized. The record is from RefSeq and is a predicted model, not a curated record. NCBI's taxonomy places the organism in Eukaryota, Metazoa, Arthropoda, Insecta, Hymenoptera, Formicidae.
AUAUCAGCGCGUGCACGAUGCCGCGAUACGUGCGUUAGUGUAUGUGUGUAUGCGUAUAUAGGGGGGCUAAUGAUCAAGUCAGUGGAAUGGCACGAAUAACAUCGAGUUGGUGUGAAAAAGCGUUUACGGAGGAAGUGUAUGGAGAUUAUUUUCUGAUAUACAUGGAAGAGGACGCAGAAGUAUUAAAGAACCGCCGAGGCAGAUGACGUGGCCCGGCUGUAAUCAGCCGUGGAGCAGUCGCUCUCGAUGUGUUUCGAGAGCGAGAAAGGCGGAGAGAGAUUUUGACGACGAGGAUCGCAUCAUCGUGCCUGUGUAUCGCGAAAAAUAAAUCGUUAUGAUGCGUUACACGAUGCGUGCGAACGUUGUAAUACUGUGAUAAAAGUGUACCAUGACUGUGUCUUACUGUAUUUGGUAACGGAAUAUGUAUAUAUAGAGUAUUGACGGAGAUUUUGAUACGUCAGUUUAUCAAGUUCACUUAUAUUAAUUAAGAAAAUAAUUAGAGCAGAAAAUUAUAAUUUAGAAACUUGGCGAUAUAAAUAAAACAGGACUUUCAAUAGUGAAAGCUGACAGUUUUUAAUAAAUGUCAAAGAGAUAUUACUGCCGAAAUAAAUUAAUCGUACAAAUAUCUCAUUGUUGAUUUAAUUAAAUAAUUAUUUCUCGAUGAGCUAACUAUUAUUGCAAAUAAAAUGUACAAUUUGAAGUCAAAUCUACAGAUUAUGAUAUUAUAUAUCAGUAUUUUGUCAUACAUUUUACAAGCACAAGCAGAAGGCAUUUCAUGUUUCAAAUGUCUCACAGCGUUGACAAGACCAGAAGACACACAUUUGCUUUGUUCCCAUUUUGAUGGGAGUGCCAAAUUUCAGACAUUCUGUCCAACUUCGACACUUUGUAUGAAGAGAACUAUUCAAUAUAAAUCUAAAACAUCUGUAGUUACUACUGUUCAGAGAGACUGCGCCCCACAGAAAUAUACCUCUCGUGUUUAUAAUGAAGCCGAUCAACAGUGGUAUAAAAAGGAAGAGAUUGUAGCAACUGCUUAUGACGAAGGUUGUUUUAUAGGUGAACACAGGGGAGCACCGACCGAUCCACCUGAAUAUUGUUUUUGUAGUUUUCACUUGUGCAAUUCAUCUCCUUUACAAUUUGGGAUAUUUAACAAAAUAUAUGGAAUAAUCCUAGCACUGCUGAUUGUAAGAUUAAUAUAGAAUUUUUCAAUUGA